AUGAAAGGUGUUGUAGUGUUUACAAUUCUUGCUUUGGCGCUUGGUGUUAGGGCUGGAGACCCACUUUGUUCAGGCCUUCCGUUAGACCAGGAAGUACUUUUCCCCUCACCCAUUGAUUGUAGUCUGUAUUAUAAAUGCUACCAAGGAAUUUUCUCGGAAGAAAAGUGCCCAAAAGGCUUGUAUUUCAGCGAAUAUAAUAAAGGGUGUGUGGAGGCACAAUACUCGGAAUGUAUGGGUGGUACUGGAACCCCACCGUCCCCUACAACGUCCACUACCACCACAGAACCACCAACUGAAACUCCAGACCCAGUUGACCCACGAUGUAUCGACAAUGAGACGUCCUAUUGGCCUCAUGUUUCCGUCUGUCAUUUGUAUAUAGAAUGCUAUGGUGGAAAGUCAUACGAAAUGACUUGUCCUCCUGGUACUUAUUUCUCAGACCAACACAAGAAAUGUGUAGAAGCGAGCCAAUCAGAAUGUUGUAUCAGUGACCCUUCACAGUGCAAAUAA
Tribolium castaneum (red flour beetle) is the source of this 507-nucleotide messenger RNA. RefSeq names its product peritrophic matrix protein 2-A (gene Pmp2-a). Gene Ontology annotation, molecular function: chitin binding. NCBI's taxonomy places the organism in Eukaryota, Metazoa, Arthropoda, Insecta, Coleoptera, Tenebrionidae. The record is from RefSeq and is marked provisional. The coding region runs from base 1 to 507 and encodes 168 amino acids. The transcript has 3 exons. Gene Ontology annotation, cellular component: extracellular region.